GCCAACUGUAAACAAGCGUGGUUGGAUAAGAAGAUCUAUACUACCACCGACAGAGGCAGCCUCGGCAAGAAGCAGAGCAGAGAGCGAUGGCCGCGGCUGCGGGGAGCGGCGGCGUGGUGAAGCACCUCGUCCUCGCGCGGUUCAAGGAGGAGGCGACGCCGGAGGCGCUGGACCAGCUCAUCCGCCGCUACGCCGGCCUCGUCGACGCCGUCCCCUCCAUGAAGGCAUUCCACUGGGGAACCGAUGUGACCGUGCUAGACACGCACGAAGGGUUCACGCACGUCUUCGAGUCCACUUUUGAAAGCGCAGAGGGAGUCAAGGAGUACAUUGCACACCCAUCACAUGUAGAGUUUGUAGAUGAAUUCUUGGCUUUGGCGGAGAAAAUGCUCAUAGUGGAUUACAAGCCGGCAGCUACCAAUUAGUAGUGAUUUCGGCAGAGUGAGGUCCUGUGAGCUUCUUUUGUCGCCCUCGGUGAUAUUUUGUUUGUGUUUGAAAUUCAUUUUGUACCUUGUGCUAAAUAAAUCUGGCUGGCAUGUUUUAUAUCUCUUGAGAGUGACUGUUGAACUUA
Triticum aestivum (bread wheat) is the source of this 568-nucleotide messenger RNA. Its product is annotated as stress-response A/B barrel domain-containing protein HS1. The record is from RefSeq and is a predicted model, not a curated record. The coding region runs from base 87 to 422 and encodes 111 amino acids. The transcript is spliced from 2 exons. Lineage: Eukaryota; Viridiplantae; Streptophyta; Magnoliopsida; Poales; Poaceae. Gene Ontology annotation, biological process: pollen tube adhesion.